Plenodomus lingam JN3 is the source of this 2439-nucleotide messenger RNA. RefSeq lists its product as uncharacterized. The record is from RefSeq and is a predicted model, not a curated record. Lineage: Eukaryota; Fungi; Ascomycota; Dothideomycetes; Pleosporales; Leptosphaeriaceae. Gene Ontology annotation, biological process: phosphate ion transmembrane transport. Gene Ontology annotation, cellular component: membrane.
AUGGAAUAUGGGAAUGCGGGAAUGCAGCGUCUGACAUGGUCGAGGUCGACAUUGUGGUCGUGGACGAGCUGUAGUCGAGAUAGAGCCCACGUUGACAGAGGCAGGCCGGUCAUUGGUUCAACUCAACCAGCUUCCCCUGGCGACGACAUGGGCCGCCGCCGGGCCCUCUCUCAACACUCCCCCCAAUUCACCCCACAAGCCCGUCACUCCAACACGUCUCCAUCGCCCUCCAAGGCAACGCGCGCCCUCCCAAGACACAACCCCAAGAGACGCAAAACGCCCGCCAAGCGCCGCAGUCCAGGCUUGACACGGCAUUCCAGCGCGGUCGAGGAUCCACCACGCCCAAGAGAGUUGCUUAUCCCACCCGGGGCACACGCUUCACCUCGACAGGAAAGUCUCACUUUGCUCGGUCUUUCCGUGGGCCAAGACAUCCGCUCCUUGGCACCGACCACGGCACCGACCACGCCCUUGAAUGGGCCACGCCGGGACAGCCCCCGGAACUGGCAUCCUACAUGGGCACAAGUUCUCGCUCUCACGCAACAGCGUCUCAACCUGUCUAGCUGGCUGGCCGACUGGCUUUGCUACUACCAGCCGCCGAAUGCAGGCCUGGUCUGGCCGCAAGCCAUGUCAUGUAGCUUCCCUCGCUGCGUGUCACUCACCAUGCCACGCCUCACUCAGUUCGACUAUGUCUUCGCACUGGGCACCUUUUUUGCCCUGCUCGACGCCUACAACAACGGUGCCAACGAUGUCGCCAACGCGUGGGCCACUUCAGUCUCCUCCCGUUCGGUUUCCUACCGCCAGGCCAUGAUUCUCGGAACCAUCUUUGAAAUGGUUGGUGCCAUCACCGUCGGUGCCCGUACCGCCGAUACCAUCAAGAACGGCAUCAUCCCCAACAGUGCAUUCCAGGACAACGCCGGCGUCCAGAUGCUUGCCUUUACUUGCGCCCUCGCUGGUGCUUCCAUCUGGGUGAUGUGGUGCACCAGGCACUCGGCCCACGUCUCGUCUUCCUACUCGCUCAUCUCCUCUGUUGCUGGUGUCGGUGUCGCCGUGGCGGGUGCCUCCCAGGUUCAAUGGGGCUGGAACAAAGGCAAGGGUCUCGGUGCCAUCUUUGCUGGUCUUGGAAUGGCUCCUGCUGCCUCUGCCUUCUUCGGGGCGACCAUCUUCAUGCUGAUCAAGUUGACUGUCCACCUGCGCAAGAACCCCAUCCCAUGGGCCAUCUGGACCGCCCCCUUCUUCUUUCUCAUCGCCGGUACCGUCUGCACGCUCUCCAUUGUAUACAAGGGAUCGCCCAACCUCGGUCUGAACAAGAGGCCCGCCUCGUUUGUCGCCACCGUCACCGUCUGCGCGGGUGUCGGUCUGGCUGCCCUGUCCUUCCUCUUCUUCGUCCCCUACCUGCACGCCAAGGUGGUCAAGCGCGACCACACUGUCCGCUGGUACCACUGCCUCCAGGGUCCUCUUCUCUUCCGCCGCCCUGCUCUCGAGGGCGCCGAUGCUGCCGUCGUUCCCGACUACGCCGUCGUCCAGCACGAUGACGAGUUAAAGCCAGCCUCCCUCCACAGCGACGAAGAGAAUGGCAUCCACGUCAUUGAUGAAAAGGGCACGGUGGUGGCCGAGUCUCCCCAACUCAGCUACCACGAACUCGUCGCCCAGGGUGAGGAGCGCUUCCACGCCAAGCUCAGGACCAGACGCGGUCUCCUCGGAUGGGCCAUGCGCUAUCUCCACGAGAACAGGAUCACGAGCGGUGAGGUGUACGAGAAGAAGAAUAUGCUCAUCACUGUCAAGCGCAUUCCCGCCAUGCUUUGCGUUGGCGCCCUCUACGGUGUCAACUAUGACAUUCAUGCUGCCCAGACCGGUAUCCACGGCACGCCCGAGGGCAAGCGCAUGGAGCGCGUCUACGGCCACGCCAAAAAGUACGCCAACGAGGUCGAGCACACGUACUCGUUUGUCCAAGUUCUCACUGCCUGCACUGCCUCGUUUGCCCACGGUGCCAAUGACAUUGGCAACGCAGUCGGUCCCUGGGCGGUCAUCUACUCGGCAUGGAACACGGGCAACGCGGCCGCUUCCAAGGCUCCCGUCCCCAUCUGGCAGUUGGCCGUUCUCUCUGCCACCCUUUCCCUCGGUCUCAUCACCUACGGCUACAACAUCAUGAAGGUCAUGGGUAACAAGAUUACCUACCACUCUCCUAGCAGAGGUUGCUCCAUGGAAAUGGGCGCCGCCCUCACCGUCCUCAUCUUCUCCCAAUACUCCCUCCCCGUCUCGACCUCCAUGUGCAUCACCGGCGCCACCGUCGGCGUCGGCCUCUGCAACGGCACCUGGAAGGCCGUCAACUGGCAACGUGUGGCCCUGCUCGUCUUUUCCUGGAUCAUGACCAUUCCCAUUGCCGGCACCAUUGGCGGCUUGUCCAUGGGUAUCGUGCUGAAUGCGCCCCACUUUACCUGA